This is a messenger RNA of Cotesia congregata, 306 nucleotides long. Lineage: Eukaryota; Metazoa; Arthropoda; Insecta; Hymenoptera; Braconidae. The record is from the annotation of a GenBank genome assembly.
AUGCAAAAAGUCCAAAAUCGAGCCAUUGAGGCUAAUUCUAUGUUAGAGACAUUAGGAUGGAUGACUAUAAAACAAAGGAUGAUUUAUAAUUGUUGUAUGCUCAUUUAUAAGAUCCUUAUAAACGAAGAACCUAAAUACUUAUUUAAUCAUAUCAUAUCAGAAGAAGCAAUGACAAAUAUAAUUACAACACUAGAAAUGAGCUUUCAAUUGACAUUUCACAUACAAGAACACAUGCGGCUGAAAAUUGACAAAUCAGAUGCUUUUAAAUUAGACUUUUUGAUCAGGGAAUCAUAUUCAAAUAGAUAA